AUGUCGACCGCCUCGGAGCCGCUGGUCCUGUCCGAAAAAUCCUCCUCCGGCAAGGUCAUCAUCCUCCGGCUCAACCGGCCCAAGGCGCUCAACGCGCUCAGCUCACCCCUCUUUGACCAGCUCAACAUCGAGCUCGAGAAGGCCGAUGCGGACGAGAGCGUCGGUGCGAUCGUGUUGACCGGGAGUGACAAGGCUUUCGCUGCGGGGGCGGAUAUCAAGGAGAUGAAGGACAAGGACUUCGCCACGACGUACAAGAACAACUUCCUCGGGACGUGGACGCGUAUUGGAGCGAUUCGCAAGCCCAUCAUUGGCGCCGUGUCAGGCUUUGCCCUCGGAGGCGGAUGCGAGUUGGCGAUGUCGCUGGAUAUGCUCCUGUGCACCCCAGGCGCCACAUUCGGCCAGCCGGAAAUCACCCUUGGUAUCAUUCCCGGUGCAGGCGGGACGCAGCGCCUCACCGGCCUGAUUGGCAAACCCAGAGCGAUGGAGAUGGUGCUCGCCAACCGCAAGAUUGACGGCAAGACCGCCGAGGCGUGGGGGCUGGUGAGUAGGUGUGUUGCGGAGGGGGAGGACGUCGUCGCGGAGGCGGUCAAGAUUGGGGAUAGGAUUGCGGGGUAUGGGGCCGUGGCGGUCCAGGCGGGCAAGGAGGCUGUGAAUGGAUCGCUCGAGUUGCCCCUCGAGCAGGGUCUCAGGCUGGAGAGGAGGCUCUUCCAGAGUCUCUUUGCGACCAAGGAUCAGAAGGAGGGUAUGUCCGCGUUUGCCGAGAAGCGCAAGCCGGUCUGGUCCCACUUGUAA
Molecule: messenger RNA, 792 nt
Organism: Dioszegia hungarica
Lineage: Eukaryota; Fungi; Basidiomycota; Tremellomycetes; Tremellales; Bulleribasidiaceae
Product: ClpP/crotonase-like domain-containing protein
Exons: 5
Coding region: 1-792 (263 amino acids)
Biological process (GO): fatty acid beta-oxidation
Cellular component (GO): mitochondrion
Molecular function (GO): enoyl-CoA hydratase activity
Source: RefSeq, a predicted model, not a curated record